Schistocerca serialis cubense is the source of this 2461-nucleotide messenger RNA. RefSeq names its product N-alpha-acetyltransferase 40 (gene Naa40). Gene Ontology annotation, molecular function: protein N-terminal-serine acetyltransferase activity; histone H4 acetyltransferase activity; histone H2A acetyltransferase activity. The record is from RefSeq and is a predicted model, not a curated record. NCBI's taxonomy places the organism in Eukaryota, Metazoa, Arthropoda, Insecta, Orthoptera, Acrididae. The transcript has 3 exons. Bases 191 to 859 code for a protein of 222 amino acids. Gene Ontology annotation, cellular component: nucleus.
ACCAUGUAGGCAAUUUUAUGGCGGGAAUUUAGUGUGCGUUGUGUGGUGAAAAUAGUUCCGCUGUCAAAAGGAGGGAGCGUUGGAUGAAUUGUGUAUUAUCAAGAAGCCUGUGUAUAUAAUCGGUUUAGAUACUGAGGGUCCGAAGAGGAAACGUCAAAUUACUUACCCAGAAAGCAGUUGAUUAUUGACGAUGGGGCGUAAAACAUCAAAAGGAAAGGAAAAAAGGCUGCAGCAGAGAGAGGAAGCUCUUCAGAUAGCUGCUGCCAAAGCUGUAGUUGACAAAGCAAAUGCUCAAGAAGAUCCUCUAGCACCAUUUCCUGCCUUCAGAAAUUUCAACAAAAAUGGAGUUGAGGCAACACUUUCUUGUGUUAAAAGUGAAAACAUUGACAACGAUACGUGGAAUUGGAUUUUUAAUUUACUGGAGUGCAAUAUGAAACCGUUGUACAACUCUUGCAGUUGGGGUUGGAAUGAGAAAGUAAAGAAAGAAGAACUGACUGAUGAACGAGCAUUAUAUCUUGUAGCAAGGGAUAAGGAGGGCAAAGCAUUAGCAUUCUCGCAUUUCCGAUUCGAUUUAGAUUAUGGGGUAGAAGUUUUGUAUUGCUAUGAAUUGCAGCUGGAAGCCGCGGUUCGGAGAAAAGGUCUGGGGAAAUUUAUGAUGCAGGUAUUGGAACUGAUGGGAUUUUCAGCCAAAAUGAAAAAAGUUGUGCUGACUGUCCUGAAGCAUAACCCAGAUGCAAUGAAUUUCUUCACCGCCCUGAGGUAUUCACUGGAUGAAACCUCUCCAGAAGACAACUUUUAUGAAGAGUUUCCAUAUGUAAUUCUCAGUAAACCAAAUAAGAAGCUGCUGUCAUCAGUGUAAUGGAUUGCUGAAAAUUACUGAAAAUAUUGACUAUUGUGUUUAUCACAAAUAUGUUGACACAUUUUAUUCAAGUAAUAUUUUAUCAUUAUAUAAUCGCGUCAAAACUGCCUUGAGUUAAAGAAGACUGCCCUUGCAGCAAGUGCCAAACUUUCGAGUUGUGUUGUCUGCAACAAUCCUGGAGAUCAAUCCAUGCCAAGGAUCAGUGUCUGUAAAAUUAACUUUCGGAGAAAAGUCGUGAAAGCUACUGUAUUAGGAACUCAAUUUCCAUUGCCGACUGAGUGUAGAAUAGUUUCCAUACUGUAUUAACAAAAUCAGUUUGCAUCUGUUUGCUCGCGUUCUGUAGAUCACUUCAAGGAAGAUGAUCUUCAGGGAUAUGGAACAAGUCAAAGUAUACAUUAACAAAAACAGAGAGAUCAUAUACAAGGAAUGUUCAGAAAGUAAGUGUACUGUGAGCAUAUCAGGCUGUGGGUGUUAUUUUUUAAGAGUUUGCAAUAAUGCGUGUUAGAAGGGAUGCCUGACCAGAGCGAACAUCGCAGGAACACAGUAGUAUUUAAACUCGUGUCAUGUCCAGUUGCGUGAAAAAUUUCUGUAACAGAUCCCACCAUGUGCUGUGAUCAGCUCCCUACUCGUGGAAGGAACAACACCUACUGAAUUUUUUCCCAAAUCUUAAUGGUUUACAGUGAAAGUGUUGUGAACAGGACAAGGGUGUUUAAUUCUUGUAGGGAAUUUAGUGGAGGCUGAACAAACAGCCAUGAUGAACAGAGGAGUGGAAGACUUUCCAUUUUUAAGGAGUUGGUACAAAAAAAAUAAAGGAUGCUGUUUGUGAAGACUACUAAUUGUCAGUGGGUGAAAUUUCUGCCAUGUUUCCACAACUCUCCAGAUCUCUCUUACAUGAGAUACUGGAAACUGUGCUCAAGAUGGGUCCCAAAACAGAUGACUAGAGCAGCAUGAGAUAAAUUGGGCAAUCCACCUGCUUUGUUACAAAAUGAAACUUGUGGGGCUCAUUACACGCCACGGACAGGAAGACAGUUAUCACAACAGUGCCACACUAAAUCCACAUCUGCCAAAAAAAUUGAAAAUCAUAAUUUUGGACAAAAAACAAUGCCUCAGUGUUUUGGGACCAGAAAGGCAUCAUUUUGGUCAAAUUUUUGCCCUGGGGGGGGGGGGGGGGGACUGUCUGUUUACAGCGAUACCAAGAUGCUAAAAAAGCUCAAAAGGAACAUUCAAAACAAAAGGAGGGGCAUGCCACUAGAGGAGUGAGCUUGUUGCACAACAAUGCCUACCCUCAUGCAGCCUUAGCCACAAGGCGCUCUUGGACUUAAUUGGUUGGGAUGUUUUGAAUCGUCCCCAAAUUUCUGUGACUUAGCUUCUUCAGAAUAUCAUCUUUUCACCUUCUUGAAGGCAUACAAGCGGAAUUAAGUUUUCAACCGACAAGCAGGUGCAGAAAGAGGUUCUGAAGUGGUGGAAACAGCUCGUGGGAGACUUCUUCAAGGAGGGUAUAAAGAAUCUUGUGCCGUGGCUCGCUACAUGUACUGAACAGGAUGGCAGUUAUGUAGAAAAAUAAUUAACAAGUGUAUCAGCAGUACCCCGUAAUUUUUUUUU